AUGGCUUCCCCCGGCAAGUGCUCGGGGAAGAGGUCGGCUGUUCUUCGGCGGCUGGCGCUCCUUGCCCUCGUGGCGGCGCCCUUGACGGACCGGGCUGGCGGGACCUUCUCCCUGGUGGGACGGGGCUUCCAUGGAGGGGAUCACCACACGUCACCGAAAUCCAGCAAAGCGCAUAUCAGGGAGGUGGCUGCCGCGUCUAUUGCCGGUGCAGUGCUCGAGGAUGUGGCCGUGGCCGCGCCUGCGAUGGAGAAGUUCCGGGCCAUCACCUCGAAGAACGUGGAAAGCUUCCUCAAAGAGCGCAUCGAUGCGUCCACUGGGGAGAAGAAGCUCAAGCUCGCACAGCGUUUGCAGGACAUACAGCUGGCCGCGCUGGUUUUUCCCUUUCGCUGCUCUUCUUAUGUCAUGGAGCACCUUAUCAACUGGGACCCGGAAGACUUGGACCAAGAUCCGAUGUACAGGCUCCUCUUUCCGACGCUCCAGAUGCUGUCCCGGCGGCAUCAGCAGCAGCUUCUGGAUGCGAGGGCUUCAGAGGAUCCUUUUGCGCUGGAAGCGGCGGUGAAAGCCAUCCGUAGCGACUUGAACCCGCAGCCCGCCGGGCAACUGACGCUGAAUCGGCCGAAAAGUGCUGCCCUCCAGGGGAUCCAACACAAGUAUGCAGAGACUUGUCUGCUUUUCCCCAGCGCUGGCCAGACGUGCCAUGCCUACUGCACUUACUGCUUCCGUUGGGCGCAGUUCAUCGGAGAUGACGAUGUUCGAUUGGCGCAGAAGGACUCUGUAGCCUUCCUGAGAUAUCUGGGGGAGCACCCUGAGCUCAGCGACGUCCUCAUCACCGGUGGGGAUCCUUUCAUCAUGCGGGUGGGUCUCCUGAAGUCGUACUUGGGGAAGUUCGUGGACCCGUCCUUCCUGCCGCACAUCCAAAACCUUCGAUUUGGAACCCGGACGCUGACCUUCUGGCCACAGCGCUUCACCAGCGAUCAGGAUGCGCAUGAGCUGCUGGACUUCCUGCAGCAGCUGGUGGAAGUCGGUGGACGAUCUGUUGACAUCAUGGCUCACAUCAGCCACGACGUGGAGCUCAGCACCCCGCACGCCGAGAAGGCUGUGAGAGCGCUGCAGGCUGCAGGGGCCACGAUCCGAUCGCAGUCGCCGAUCAUGAAGGGCAUCAACGAUGAUGCCGACGUCUGGGCCAGGAAAUGGAAGCGGGAGGUGCAAUUGGGCAUCAUCCCCUACUACAUGUUCCUUGCGCGAGACACCGGGGCGCAAGACUACUUCAGCGUACCGCUGGCCCGUGCACAUCAGCUUUACGCUGAUGCCAUCCGCCAGUCCUCUGGCCUGGCGAGAACGGCCCGAGGCCCGUCGAUGUCGUGCACGCCCGGCAAGGUUGAAAUUUCCGGCAUCGAGAUUGUCAAUGGCCAGAAGGCCUUUGUGAUGAGAUUUCUGCAGCUUG
This is a messenger RNA of Symbiodinium sp. CCMP2592, 1444 nucleotides long. The record is from the annotation of a GenBank genome assembly. NCBI's taxonomy places the organism in Eukaryota, Dinophyceae, Suessiales, Symbiodiniaceae.